AUGGGCCUCACUGGCGCUGGAAAAAGCACAUUCAUUGCCCAAGUCACACAGAAGAGCGCAGACAUCGGGCAUUCGCUAAAGUCAUGUACCACUGAUGUCGUGUUCCAGACAUUGCAGCGAAAGAACGGCCAAACAGUAUAUCUCAUCGACACGCCAGGCUUUGACGACACUCAUUUGGAAUACGCAGCAGUGUUCCGAAAGAUUGCUUCAUUCAUCUGUACCUACUGCGAUGGCUAUGGGCGUAGCAUUCCAAUCGGAGGCAUGAUCUAUGUGCAGCGAAUAACAGACAUGAGAAUGUCGGGAUCUUCACUCAAGAGCCUCCGGAUUUUUGAGAAGAUCUGCGGCGAGCGACACUUUCAGGACGUUGUGAUUGUCACAACGAUGUGGAACUCGCUGAAGACGAAGGAAGCGCAUGAUGCCGCAACGAUGCGUGAAAAGAUGAUGGGGGAAAGACCCGAGUUCUUUGGAAAUAUGAUGCGAAAUGAAGCUAGAAUGGAGCGAUACCAAGGCGAUACCUAUAGCGGCAUCCGGAUCGUCGAACUAUUGGCAGAGAGACGGAGAAUAAUCACUCUGCAAUUGCAGCGCGAGAUGGGACGAAACGUAGCAACGAAACUCGAAGACACGACAGCGGGAAGAUAUAUCGACGGUGAACUGGCCAAUGCACGCGAGAAGUACGAGACGCAAAAGCGAGAGCUAGAGGAAUGUGCAGAGGAGGCUGAAGAUGAUGAGGACCUAAGAAGCGAGUUCUUCGAGCAAGCUGAAGACUUCACUCGCCUGGUCGACAACAUCGUAACUGAUCAAAAGAGUCUUUCCGUCACACUCGAAGACAUGCGAAAUGAGCAGGUGGCAUCGUGUAGCAUAGGUCGCAACGAUCAGGCGGAGGAUACCUUGCAUGAGAACAACUCCGCGCGCAUCUUCGAGCUUGAGUAUGAGGUUCAAGGGCUGAAAAGAGUGAUAGAAGAGCAGCGUGUAGAAGGACUCCUGGCACAACGUGAAGGCAUCGAACGAAUCGACGCCGCCAGGCAGGAGAUAGCAGAAGCCAAAGAACGAGAUCAAGUUGUGCGAGAGAAAACAAAGGAAAGGCGACCAAAAGAGGUCAUCACGUGGAUGCGAGAGUUCUUAGCUGGAAGACCCGCUGGAGAUAUUGUACCACCACCACGUCGAGCCGAAUCCAUGCCCAUAGAUCCAAAGGGCUCUAAGAAGCCUGGUUCAAAAGCCUGGAAGCGGAGCCGGUCAAAGGGUCGUCAGAGCGGUAGACCGAACAUCAAGCGCACAUCCUCGGAUGAUCACCCAAAACAGUCCUCCACUUCUUCGCAAUACCUCCAGGAUCAACAGACCGACGAGCCUGGCUCCCUCGAUGUAUCAGAAAACGAGUAUGAGAGCGAUGUGGAGGACUCGGCGUCUCCAAUGUAUACGCCGUAUCACACUCAUUCGUAUACACCUGUGGCCCCGUACGCACAUAACAGCACAGUCUCCGUCCAAGUCGUACCAUGUACGUUUGAGGACGGCACGAAGGUCUAUCUCGUCGAUACCCCAGGUUUUGACGACACCUAUCGGUCCGACUCCGAAAUCCUGCGUGAAGUCGCGCUCUGGCUGAACAAGGCGCACACGGAAAAGUUGCAACUGGCUGGCAUCAUCUUCCUUCAACGGAUCUCAGAUGUCCGAGUAGGCAAUAGCGGAGUUAAGAACAUCAAAAUGUUCCAAAAGCUGUGUGGUGACGGCCCGUUGUCAAGCGUGGUAUUAGCGACGACAAUGUGGGACAUGGCCUCACCCAAUGCUGCAAUCGAACGCGAGAGAGAAUUACAAGAACAACCACAAUACUGGAAACGGAUGAUAGACUACGGGAGCUGCGUAAUGCGUCACGACAAAGGAAAGUCGUCAGCGCUCGAAAUCAUCAAAUACCUGAUGAAGCGAAAGAAGCCCGUAACACUCGACAUACAACACGAGAUGGUGGACCAGAAUCUCGAACUAGUCGACACAGGCGCUGGAGGCGCCCUAGCAUCAAGUGUAGAGGGGCUCAUCAAACACUACGAGAGGAAGCUAAAAGAGCUGGAACAAGAGCUCAGGGAAGCACACGCCCAAAGCAACAAAGAGGACCGCGAGAUUUUGGAAGCAGAUAAAAAGCAAUACCAAGACAAUCUCGCGAAGCAACAGCAGGAAAUGCAGAAUUUACAGGUUAGUGCGGCGCAGCUGAUAGAGGAUACUAAGAAGCGGUUUGAAGAGAGCGAGGUGUCGGCUAGGGAGAAUAUGCUACGAGCUCAGGCGGAUCAUGCCGCAGAGCUGGAGAAGCAGAGGGUGGUGUUGCAGAGACAGUUUAAGGAGAAGUAUUUGCAGAUGAUGCAUGAGCGGGCGUGUAAUGUAAUGUAG
Messenger RNA from Alternaria metachromatica, 2367 nucleotides. RefSeq lists its product as uncharacterized. The record is from RefSeq and is a predicted model, not a curated record. Lineage: Eukaryota; Fungi; Ascomycota; Dothideomycetes; Pleosporales; Pleosporaceae. The transcript has 3 exons. Gene Ontology annotation, molecular function: GTP binding. The coding region runs from base 1 to 2367 and encodes 788 amino acids.